AUGCGAAGGCGAAGUAGGCUAUGGGUCAUUCUCUUCAUUGCACUCAUUCUUGCAUUGGUCAUUUACAAAGAAGUUUAUGUGACCAUUUACUAUCUAUACAAGAAUUAUUAUAGUACUACAAUUAUACGUAAUAUUACUGCUAGAAGAUCUGAAGAUCAAAAGUUGGUUUCGAUAGCGAUAAUUACUGUUUUAUUGAAUCGCAGUAAUUACGACGAAUAUCGUUUAGCUCAAGAAAGCUUCCAAUGUUAUGCUUUAUAUCACAAUUACAAAUGGAUUGUUAUUGAUUUAUCGGCUAAUGUUACACUACGAAAGUUAUGUCCUCAUAGAGAUUUUAUGUUUGCCCGGCAUUGUGUCACAGCAGAAAUAAUGAAGGGAGCAAACGAUAUCCAAUGGUUCCUAUUUAUCGAUGCUGAUAUGGGAGUUAUCAAUCCAAAUCAUUUGAUCGAAGAAUGGAUUGAUAAUAAUGUAAAUCUCAUCUUAUACAAUCGAAUUUUCAACCACGAAGUAAUGGCUGGAAGUUAUUUAGCAAAAAAUACUCCAUAUUCUCGAAAAUUCCUUCGAUUUUGGGCAAGUUAUGAGCUGACAUUGCGAUUUCCAAUCUUUGGAUCAGAUAAUGGCGCAAUUCAUAAUGUUUUGCUCGAACUUAUAUUCUCGGGAAGAAUCAGCGAAAGAAAAUUUUGCGAAAGUAUUUGGAAGGAAGUAAAGAAUUUCGAUGGUUUAAGCAUUUAUGUAGCUUGCGUUCGAAACAUCACUGGUGAAGCAACAAUCUGGCCAAACCAAUUGCGCAUCCUACCAAAAGGUAAAGCAUGGGCUCGUGAUACUUGGAUUACGGAUUCGAUGUGGAGUGAACGAGAUUUCAUCCUGCACGGUUGGCAAAAACGACGAAUUAACAGGAUUACAUUUGGUGGUUGGCCAUCGCCAUUCGUAUCGCAUUAUUUCAAUCUUUCAUUUUGUACUAAUUUUAAUACAGUAUCCUUAAAUUGGCAAUAUAAGGAUACUUUUAUAAGGAGUAAUUCUGAAGUGGAAGAUUGGCUUGAUAAGGCAAUUAUUAAUUCGAGGUAUGACUUUAAAAAACACUUAAAAUUGGUUGCUAAUCAACAAAAGCGUAAUGUUUGA
This is a messenger RNA of Loa loa (African eye worm), 1116 nucleotides long. RefSeq lists its product as hypothetical. The record is from RefSeq and is a predicted model, not a curated record. Lineage: Eukaryota; Metazoa; Nematoda; Chromadorea; Rhabditida; Onchocercidae. The transcript is spliced from 7 exons. The coding region runs from base 1 to 1116 and encodes 371 amino acids.